This is a messenger RNA of Camellia sinensis, 591 nucleotides long. Lineage: Eukaryota; Viridiplantae; Streptophyta; Magnoliopsida; Ericales; Theaceae. The record is from RefSeq and is a predicted model, not a curated record.
AUGCGUCAAAGGCGAUGGCUUGAAUUAAUCAAAGAUUAUGACUUGCAGAUUCACUAUCAUCCGGGAAAAGCUAAUACUGUAGCAGAUACACUUAGUGGAAAGAAUGUGGGGAAUCUUGCCUGUUUACUCAUGGAUCAAAUAGAGCUACUGCUGGAGUUAGAAAAACUCGAAAUUGAAGUGGUGCCUUUUGAACAAAAUGGCUUGAUAGCCAUAAUGUUUGCCCAACCCGCUAUUAUUAAAGAAAUCAAACAGAAACAGCUGGAUGAUGAGUUUUUGAAGAGGAUUUGUGAUGAACUUGACACCAAGCCUAAACCGGGGUUCCUAAUUGAAGACUCUGUGUUGAAGUAUCAAGGGAGAUUGUGUGUCCUGAAUGAUGCAAAUUUGAAAAGGAAAAUUUUGGAGGAAGCUCAUAAGUCAAUGUUUACAAUGCAUCCAAGAAACACCAAAAUGUACCAAGAUUUAAAACUUGCUACUAUCUACAUUGAUGAGAUUAUUCGAUUGCAUGGGGUUCCAGUGUCUAUUGUAUCAGAUAGGGAUCCUAAAUUUGUUUCCAGAUUUUGGCAUAGUUUGCAGGAGGCAAUGGGAACAUAA